Molecule: messenger RNA, 1866 nt
Organism: Cyprinus carpio (common carp)
Lineage: Eukaryota; Metazoa; Chordata; Actinopteri; Cypriniformes; Cyprinidae
Source: RefSeq, a predicted model, not a curated record
GCGAAUUCGUUCUAACUGUGACGUCACUGCACUGGUGGCUUUUAGAACUUGUGUCCUGGUCACAGAAACCUCAUUUUGACUCGUUGCUUCAGUUAUACACGCUUUAGUGUCGGUAUACUUGAUUGGUGUGCGGUUUUGAAACGGCGUACAGUUUUGAAUUAAUCCUGGAUUCCACAUCGGUGUCUGAUUGUGAAUCUGCAUUAUCAUUCAGUACCGUACUUUUCAGAUUGUUGCAGCCUACCCUUUUAAGAUCUGAACAUGACCUGUAACACAUUUCACAAGCUCAGGCUCCAAACAUGGGUCAGCGCUCACCAGAACAUCAUUACUGUGAGCGAAAACACCACAACCUCCAGCCAAAUGCAGGCUGUCAAGCUUCCGACCAUCCAUAGUCCUUCCCUUGCAAGAGGACUGCGUCCAUUCCCACCACCUCAGAAGAAGGUGAACGGAUCCAGUCUCAGUGCUGAAGAACAAUUUCUGAUCUUUGGGCUCCAAUGCAGGGAGGACAAAACAGGGGAAGAAGUCAGGUUGUUCAUUAGAGAGGGACAACAGGAACGGCCCGCCACAGGAACGCGACCAACAGGGGCCCGAAGCGAAAGCUGUCUUCCACCGCUCAACGUGCGGAGGGCAGUGUUUCAACCCAUCUCAGAGUACAAAGCUGAGGUUUUACAAAGCGGUCGCUGUAAACUUGAUACAAUACAUAAAAUGGAGAUCCUGCAUACUUGGGCCCAACUCGCUUCUAUGGAGGAAAGCGAAAUGUCCCAAAUAGAGCUCGGAGCAAAACAAGACUGGGCCAAUUAUGAAGCCUCUUUCCGUGACUCGGAUCCCUUGAAGAACGAGCAAAAGGCUCAGGAUUCAUUUUCAAAGAGGCUAAAAUUAGAAGAAAAGGAAAAAGCUCUUCUAAGAAAAAUCUAUCGUGUUCAAGACACAAUUGAAAUUGAAGAGAUGCAUCUGAAGGAAGACCGCGAGCGUGAAGAGCGUGAGGAAGAGGGCAGCAAACAAAGCCCAGGGGACAUUGAAAAAUUAACGUGGGAGUAUGUGAAUUUCAUGUCCAUAAAUGAGGAAACCAACAAGGUACUCAAGUACUACGAGGAUGAAAAGGAAAAGCUUAAAAAGAAUGCAGACCGCAUGGAGGUGGAGAUACAGAGCAUGGCUCUCUGCAUUAAAGAAGAGCAGGUGAAAAAAAACAAGGUCAAAGCAGAAGUGGGGAUGAUAAAUAAUAUCAAGGACUCGAGGAAAAUGAAAAUAUGGACAAAGACCGAAAAGUUGUGUGAGGAGCUUGCGAAGGUCCAAGAGAGCUAUGGGGAGCAGGCCUUCAGCCCUGCGUAUCCAUUGAUGAUUCUGCUCCAGUUGGAGGACUGGAUUUCUGACUCUCUGGAUUUGAUCGAAAACAUGCCAGCUGAGAGGCUCUACAAAAUACAAAAGCGGAUUUGCAAACAUCAUGAAAUCAGGGAGCAGGAACAGAAACGCAUUAGGCGUGAAACUUUAUUAGAAGAACGGAGGCAGAGAAGACAGGAGAGAGCACUUUCUCAUUCGGUGAAACUGACCGGAAAAAAGCUGAUGCCACGUAGCCGGCCUCCGAAGAAGAUAAGAAAGAAAGAGGAACCAGUGGAAACCAAGAAGACGAAGGAGGAUCUAUACGCUCACUUUGUGGACUAAUUCGCCUCUGAGCUCCUCCACGGCCUUCUCCAGUGCCUGUCUUCCUCCACUGAGAAGAAAUACCUCCAGUACCCACUGUGCAAACAAAAAAACAAAUAAUCCUUAGACAACAUAGAUAUUAGGAAGAUAUUAGUAGAUAAUUGACAUGUGUCUUAUGCCUUCCUGUUGUGGAUCACCUUGUGCGGAUAAUAUUAAAGAAUUUUACUCUCA